ACGCAGACACGGCCAAGUCUCGAGCGGCAGCGGGGAGGAGAGCGCGCCAUGGUCAUGGAGAUGGCGAGCGCGAGGAGGCGGGCGAGGCAGCUCAGCGGCGACCACGCCGUGCUCUGGAGCUCCUGCGUCCUCCUCUCCGCCGCCUCGCUGCUCCUCGCCGCCACCCUCUCCUCGGGCUUCGGGGCCGCCAGGCUCUCCGCCGGAGAGGUCAGCGUGGUCGUGAGGGCGAGCACCGGCGCUGUCGUCGUGACGACGGACGGAGACGCUGCCGUCGACAACGGCCGCGGGCACUGCGGCGACGCUGAUCACGACGGCAUGCUAACCGACGGCGAGUGGGUGCGCGAGGAAGCGGGCGUGGCCCCUCUCUACGACUCGAGGGAGUGCCCGUUCGUCGACGUGGGGUUCCGGUGCCGGGAGAACGGCCGGCCGGACGACGGGUACGCCCGGUGGAGGUGGCGGCCGAGGCACUGCGAGCUCCCGAGGUUCGACGCCGAGAAGCUGCUGGAGGUGCUCCGGAACCGCCGGCUGGUGUUCGUCGGCGACUCCAUCGGGCGCAACCAGUGGGAGUCGAUGCUCUGCAUGCUCUCCUCGGCCGUCGCCGACGCCGGGGCCUCGGUGCGCGAGGAGCACGGGAGCCCCAUCACCAAGCACAAGGGCUUCCUCUCCUUCCGGUUCCUCCGCCACAACCUCACGGUGGAGCACUACCGGUCGCCGUACCUGGUCCGGCGCGGCGGCCGCCCCCGCCGCGCGCCCAGGCACGUCCGCUCCACGCUCCAGCUCCGCGCCAUGGACUCCAGGGCGCACCUGUGGAAGGGCGCCGACGUGCUCGUCUUCAACUCCGGCCACUGGUGGAACCACGACCGGCUCCAGCAGCUGUAUGCAUAUUUAAUUUUAUGGAUAUAG
Triticum urartu is the source of this 903-nucleotide messenger RNA. The record is from RefSeq and is a predicted model, not a curated record. Lineage: Eukaryota; Viridiplantae; Streptophyta; Magnoliopsida; Poales; Poaceae.